Molecule: messenger RNA, 2018 nt
Organism: Penicilliopsis zonata CBS 506.65
Lineage: Eukaryota; Fungi; Ascomycota; Eurotiomycetes; Eurotiales; Aspergillaceae
Exons: 3
Coding region: 38-1681 (547 amino acids)
Biological process (GO): transmembrane transport
Molecular function (GO): transmembrane transporter activity
Source: RefSeq, a predicted model, not a curated record
AUUAGCCAUCUGUCGGAUCUGCGAGCCUAUCGCCUUCAUGUCCAUCUUCCCCUACGUCUAUCGUAUGGUUGAAGCCUUCCAUGUGACGGACAACGACCGCAAGAUCGCCCUCUACGCCGGCAUGAUCACCUCCGCCUUCACCUUUGCCGAGUUUUCCGCCGGCAUGUUCUGGGGCCGCAUGAGCGACCGCAUCGGCCGCAAGCCCGUCCUGCUCAUGGGUCUGCUGGGCACCGCCCUCAGCAUGCUGCUCUUUGGCUUCGCCCCCAAUCUGGCCACUGCCAUGGUCGCCCGCGCCCUCGGCGGCUUGCUGAACGGCAACAUCGGCGUCCUGCAGACCACCGUCGCCGAGAUCGUCACCGUCAAGGAGCACCAGCCCCGCGCCUACUCCAUCAUGCCCUUUGUCUGGUGUUUGGGCUCCAUCAUCGGCCCCGCCAUGGGCGGUGCUCUCGCCCAGCCCUGCGACAACUAUUCCACCCUCUUCGCCCGCGGUUCCCUCUUCGACCGCUUCCCCUUCCUGCUGCCCAACCUCGUCUGUCUGGUCGUCCUCGCCUUCGGCCUCAUCAUCGGCUUUCUCUUUCUCGAGGAGACCCAUCCCGACCGCAAACACCGCCGCGACAUCGGCCUCGAAUGGGGCGCCUGCCUGCUGGACCGCUACUGGGGGUCCCGCCUCCAGUUGCCCGACCACUCUGAACCCCCUCUGCCGUCCGACGAGGCCUUUUUCGCCUACGGAGACCUGCCUCCUCCGGAGUACGAGCCAAGCGAGGCUGCCAAGCCGGAUGACGACGUCGAGGCGCACCUCAAGACCCAAAUUCCCGUCGGCAAGGCAUUCACCAAGCAGGUCAUCAUCAACAUCGUCGCCUACGGCAUUCUCGCCUACGUCUCCUUUGAUCAGUUGAUGCCCGUCUUCCUCAGCACCCCCCGGGCCGAAGACACCACCGUCCCCACCUCACUCCCCUUCCGAUUCACAGGCGGCCUGGCCCUCUCCACCAAGACGAUCGGGUUCAUGCUUGCCGUGCAAGGGGUGUACUCCAUGAUCGCGCAGCUGUGGUUCUUCCCCUGGGUGGUACGGCGGUUCGGUACCCUGCGUACAUUCCGCACGGUGCUCCUCGUCUGGCCGCCGCUGUACCUGGCCGUCCCCUACAUCAGUCUCCUGCCGACCCCCUUGCAGAUGCCCGCCGCGUACGCCGCCCUGAUCGCCAAAAUCACCCUGCACGUCAUCGCCUUCCCCGCGACAGCCAUCCUGCUCGCCAACGCCGCGGCUCCCCACCUCCUCGGCUCCAUCAACGGUGCCGCCGCGUCCACCGCCAGCUUGAGCCGCGCGUUUGGCCCGACGGUGACGGGCCUGCUGCACUCGCGUGGCUUGGAGAGCGGCUACUCCAUUCUCGCUUGGUGGGCGUGUGGAGCCGUGUGUUUCGCCGGCGCCGUGCAAAGCUUCUGGAUGGAAGAGACCGAGUCGGUGCGUUUCAGCGAAAAGAGUCCUGCCACGCAUACCUCGACUCUUGACACCGAGGAACAAGAACAGCAAGAACAACAACAAGAAGGAGAAGAAGAAGAAGAAGAAGAAGAAGAAGAAGAAGAAGAAGAAGAAGAAGAAGAAGAACGACGGCUUCUCACCCACAUGGCCGAGUACGAGUUUGAGCACGAUUUACACGAUACACACCCCACGACCGAGUUUCACUGAAGUUUUUUUUUUUUUUUUUUUUUUUUUUCCCUCUCUUUUUUUCCCCCCACUGCAUAGAUUUGAACGAUUUUCCCACAUGGAUUCGGAGCAUGGCGCAUCAUACUAAUAGACCAGAAACAUUCGCAUUUGGGCUUGCAUCGGCGGUUAUCUCUUUUGCGUUUCAUUCUAUCUCUGUUCUCUUCUCUUUCUCUAUUAGAGUCUAUCUACCAGCAUUACGGAGUACUUGAAGCCGCUUAUCAGUAGCCAAUAGAGACAGAAGUUAUACGGAGUUCGCAGACAGAAGACAGGGACGGGGAGGACGGAGUACAGGGAAUAUUGUAAUUGCACUCACUGUUGG